AUGGCGAACGUGCUGCCUUCUGGCGGCGUCAUCCUCGCGGACAUACCAACGGAGCUGCUCGACCAGAUUGCGAGUGUCGCUCCUCGAUCAGCACUUUGCGCACUUGCCCUGACGUUAAAGAAGGCGAGCGUCUCUGCGAUCAAUUCCCUCUACAAGUCCUACCUGAACCGUACUGCACCAGCGAAAGCGCCCUUCUAUCUCUUUCUCCCCACGAUAUGCGAACGACCCGACCUUGCGGCGAAAAUGAAGCGCGUGGACAUCCGUGAAUGGCGCUCGGAGUAUAAGGUGGCGACAAGAGCCAUGUGGAGGGGUGUGACGCAGAUUAGCGACGUCGACCAAGUCAAGAAGAACGGCCCAUCCUUCACAAGCACGGAGAAAGUUAUACGCGGGUCGAUACUGGAAAUUUCAAGCUGUUCGUCGAAGUUGCAGUCAAAGCCAGACUGA
This is a messenger RNA of Alternaria atra, 444 nucleotides long. RefSeq lists its product as uncharacterized. Lineage: Eukaryota; Fungi; Ascomycota; Dothideomycetes; Pleosporales; Pleosporaceae. The transcript has a single exon. Bases 1 to 444 code for a protein of 147 amino acids. The record is from RefSeq and is a predicted model, not a curated record.